Molecule: messenger RNA, 329 nt
Organism: Galeopterus variegatus (Sunda flying lemur)
Lineage: Eukaryota; Metazoa; Chordata; Mammalia; Dermoptera; Cynocephalidae
Product: pancreatic progenitor cell differentiation and proliferation factor-like protein
Exons: 4
Coding region: 93-329 (78 amino acids)
Biological process (GO): multicellular organism development; cell differentiation
Source: RefSeq, a predicted model, not a curated record
ACUUUAGAACCACGUUUGUUCUUUUAAAAAAGAACAAAUUGGAGCAAACAAAUACCUGCUGCUCACAGCCUCUCGGUGCUGUCAGUGAAGCCAUGGCCUCGGUGCCCUCCGUCGGUUGUCUUCUGGCCAAAAAUCAGUAUUAUCAAAAGUCCAGUAUUUCUUCAGUUAGUUCUUUAACUGGUUCUUAUUCUGUUAACCUCCUAGAUGAUGGCAAAUCCCAACAAGGGUUACCAGAAGCAGCAGAAUCCAGCUGGUGGUUUAUAUCCUUUUUCUAUUUUGAACCUGUACUUUCAAAUGAGAGAAUAAAAGAUGCAUCUGCUAGUGGGUGA